ACCUGGUCCUUUUUUUCCUUUCAUUUAAACUGCAUUGUUCAAGCUGUUAACAAGGGAAAUGUUUUUUUUUUUAAUUAAAAAAAACUCCUGUAAAGUGAAGAUGAGAUGAGAUGAAGCUAGCUUGUUUUGUUUGUGGCUAACUUAGCUAGCAGGCUGGCUAGUUUAGCACCUGAAAUUCAAACACUUAUUGUUUGGACAGUUAUAAUCCUACUUCAAGCAGGAGAGGUGUCUAACUAUCCAUCUUGAGUUUAUAUUAUAUAAAUACUGUAAAGCAGAAAGAAAUAACACGCCCUUUGUUUGGCUUUGGGUGCUCUGAAUGUAAGGCUAGUUCAUUUGAAGCUUAUUGUUGUUGUUUUUGUUUUUUUUUUCCUAGUCCCAGGAAGUUUUUAUCCUCAGACUUGAUUUGAGACAGAAUGUUCAUUUGGUUUUUGGGACAGAUCCGGUUUAGGAGAAGAUCUUCUCAGUUUGUAGGUAGUUUAAAGGCAGAGCUUGAAAGGGAAGUAUAGUGGUUAUAUCAGAUAUAGUUGAUCUCUUUGAACCUGGGCUUCAGAGAUCAGAUCCGGAUAUAUAAAACCAUCAGGAGGUGUCUUAAGACGGUUUAAAACUUCAAAUACUAAUUUUUACAAAGCAAGGAGCAACUUCAGGACGCUCACAACUCGAGCAGUUCAUGAUAAGGAGCUUAAGGAGUGUGCGCUUUCUCUGUAUCUAAUCUUCCCCAGGUGCAGUUAAACAGUUUUGUUAUAAGAACAGCACCACUUUAAGGUGUUCACCUUAAACAGCUACAUUUGUAAGUAAAAUCUAGCCUGCUGCUUACACACUUGUAUAUUCUGAUCGCUCUGGAUGUUGCCACGUUACACGAAAAAAGGUAAUCCCUGUGUACUGGAGACAAGAAACAGAACUCAAGGAGGAAUUAUUUCACAGUGGCAUUAGAGGAAAUCUGGAUCUGAUUGUUCCGGAGCGUGGGCUGAGCUGGGAUCGGGUGCAUGGACGUAGUAAGGAUGAGUGUGAAAGAGAAGGGUUACCUGGCGGACCUUGGGGGAAGCUUCACUGAGGAUGCGCCCCGUCCCCCAGUCCCGGGCGAGGAGGGUGAGCUGGUGUCUGGCGAUGUGCGUCCGUACAGCUUGGGCUUCUACUCCAUCAAGAGCGAGAGCCUCAGGUGUGAGGCCUCCAUAGCCACGCCGAGACGGCCCGACCUGGACCUGGGCUACGAGCCCGAGGGCAGCGCCUCACCCACGCCGCCCUAUCUGAAAUGGGCAGAGUCGCUGCAUUCGCUGCUGGAUGACCAGGAUGGAAUCCACUUGUUUCGCACCUUCCUCAAGCAGGAGGACUGCGCUGACGUGCUGGACUUCUGGUUCGCCUGCAGCGGCUUCCGUAAGCAGGACACCGGUGAGGGGAAUGAGGAGAAGAAGCUGAAGCUGGCGAAAGCCAUCUACAAGAAGUACAUCCUGGACAGCAAUGGCAUUGUGUCACGCCAGAUCAAGCCGGCCACCAAGAGCUUCAUCAAGGACUGUGUGAUGAAGCUGCACAUUGACCCGGCCAUGUUCGACCAGGCCCAGACGGAGAUUCAGGCCGUGAUGGAGGAGAACACGUACCCUUUGUUUCUCAAAUCUGACAUUUAUUUGGAAUACACCAGGACAGGCGGCGAGAGCCCCAAGCUGUACAGCGAUCAGAGCUCUGUGUCGGGGAACGGGAAGGUGCUGCCCGGCUAUUUGCCGACGCUGAACGAGGACGAAGAGUGGAGGUGCGAGCAAGAGACCGAGGAACACAGCGAGAGCGACCCGACUCCCAGCACGCGGCUCACCCAGAAACUUCUCUUGGAGACUGCGCCGCAACGGGCCGCCAGCAGCAAGAGAUACCAGGACAGCCGUGAGUACAGACACGGGACAUGGAGGGAGCAGUUCAACCCUUACUAUGUCAACACCGGCUACGCCCUGGCACCCGCCACCAGUGCCAAUGACAGUGAACAGCAGAGCAUGUCAAGUGACGCAGACACCCUCUCCCUAACAGACAGCAGUGUAGAUGGAGUCCCUCCCUAUAGAUACCGUAAACAGUCUCGACGUGAGAUGCACGAAAGUGCCAAAGCUAAUGGGCGAGUGCCACUACCUCAUAUUCCUCGCACAAACCGGAUGCCAAAGGAUAUCCAUGUAGAGCCAGAGAAGUUUGCAGCAGAACUGAUUAGCCGGCUAGAGGCGGUCCUGAGGGAGCGCGAGGCCCAGGAGAAACUAGAAGAGCGCCUCAAGAGGGUGCGGCUGGAGGAAGAAGGAGAUGAUGCAGAUGUGUCCACGGCGCCAUCUCUAGCUAGCCACAGGCUGCCCCCUGCUGUGCAUGUGCAGCACCACACGGCACGCUACUCAGACACGGCCUACAGUGGGUUGGGGCUGCGCGAUGCGCAUGAGGAGAACCCUGAGAGCAUCUUGGAUGAGCACGUACAGCGCGUCAUGAAGACGCCUGGCUGUCAGUCACCCAAGUCUCGGUCACCUGAUGGCCUUCCUGCGACCAAGAUGCCUGGGCAUAUUGGCCCGCUGCCCAGUGGCCAAGGAAAACACCAAGCAAGGCUGGGACCCAAGGGUGAGCUGGGACAUGUUUACCACCACAAACAUACACAUCACACACACCAUGCCGAGGGAGAAGGCAUGAGGCCAUGGAACAUGGAGCAGCACCAUUAUGGCUCCAAGCCUAGGAAUUACUCAGAUGGCACCAAUGCUAUGGAACCCAUUGGAUAUAGCAGUAAAGGUGCCACACUGUCAAAGCGGCCGUACAAGAAAGGUGAGGACAUGCGGAACUUUGAGUUACGAGAAACAGCUCCAGAGGAGCUGGACAGAAAUCAGAAGAUCCUGCAGUGGAUGAUGGAGGGAGAGAAGGAGGCAGGGCGCUACAAGAAGAGCCCCUAUGGGAGCCUCUCGGGCUCUAAGAAGACGCAGGGUCAUGAGUCGGGCAGGCCGAGCUCAGUAGAGCGGCCGGGGGCUGUGCACCCGUGGGUGAGCGCGCAGCUUCGCAACAAUGUACUGCCCUCACACCCCUUCAUCCAGGAUCCCACCAUGCCCCCGAACCCAGCACCCAACCCCCUCACACAGCUGGAAGAGGCCCGCAGACGACUUGAGGAGGAAAAGAAAAAGUCCGGAACCCUGCAGACCAAGCAGAGGUAUGUGAUGGAGGUGAUCCAGAGAGGACGCACUGCGGUCCGGCCCGCCGUUUUUCCCACGUUCAACAUGGUGCCCGCCGUGUCCGACACGGAGCUCUCCGAGGCCCAACACAAAGGCAUGAAAAAGCAACAGUGUGAGAACAUUACUGUGGCGUAUUACUUCUGUGGCGAGCCCAUCCCAUACAGGACCUCGGUCAAAGGAAGGAUUGUCACGCUGGGACAGUUCAAGGAGCUGCUUACCAAGAAAGGGAGUUAUAGGUAUUAUUUCAAGAAAGUGAGCGAUGAGUUUGACUGUGGUGUGGUGUUUGAGGAGAUACGUGAGGACGAUGCUAUUCUGCCCAUCUUCGAGGAGAAGAUAAUCGGCAAAGUGGAGAAGAUCGACUGAAGAUCAGGGAGGAGGAGGAGGAGGAGGAGGGAGCACAGAGAGAUAGCAUGGCCUUUUAGGAGGAGCUACUUAGCAGCCAGUAAGGGAAGGGAGCUAAGAGGAGGUGGGGUUAGAUGGUACUGAGUAAGUGUGGGGGGUGGGAGAGGGAUGAGGGCUGAGGGGUGUGAAAGAGUGAGAGAGUAGGGGAGAAUGGGAGCACUGUGGGAUGUACGCUAUUGACUCAAAGGCUUCUACCUCUGCAUUAGAGCCUUCUCUGGUUCCCCACAGGUGCCCUGUGCUACUGGUCACCGUGGUAUGCAGCCUUCGGACUUCAGGACAAGGCAGCACACACUCACUCACCAUUUUGGUGUAUUUCUAACUUUGAAAUGUAAUGUAGCAGUGUAAAGUUUGGCUAGAAAAAAAUAAGACUUGCUAAGAAAUAUGUUUACUAAAGCUGCAUAUUUUUGAUAUGACAUAUCAGAAGGAAGGUAUCCUUUCUAAUGUAACAUCUCUUGUAAUUUUAUAUGUACUGGUACCACGUGUACAGUCUGUUUAAAACAAUGAAAAAAAGGAAAAAAAAAAGGUUUUAUAACUAUUUAAAUAUUUAAAAGGAUUAAACCUAUUGGUAUGAUCUUAACAUUUUGGCAGAUCCAGUUUGAGGUGAUCGUAGUUGAUGAGGCCCUUUUCAUGCAGGUGGCUGGAUGAAAACCAGGAACCACAGUCCAUGCUCUAUUAAGUGCUUUUAACUUGUAAACCGAUCUUAAAUGUUCUCCACUCAGAGUGGCACCAGGUCACGCUGCACUUUCUCUGCGAUAAUAGAGGGGAGUGGAUGGUAGCUUACUUAAAAGACGUUGUUGAAUGAUCACGCCUUUAUGUUGAGGUGUCAGCAGGGAGGAGGCAGUGUCAGACCCAGGCUUUGUAUGUGUGAGUAAUUCAUUGGUUUUUACCUACAGCUGCUUCCCAAACAGAAAAAGAAAAAAAAAAAAAAAAGCACCAAUACUCCCAUUAUCAUCUGGCCUGAAGUGUGUGAACUGGCCCCAAGAAAACGUCUGUCAGCAUUAGAUGUAUUAACAGAGUAUAAUUAACCUUAUGGAAAAUAGCACAUCUGCAAUUUGUAAAAGAGCUAUUUUUAUACGUACUAUAUAUAUCCAUAAUCAGAACAGGAGGAUUUACUUAGUUGCUGUCCAAGUGCUUGCAUAUUUUCAUAUUCGGAGUGUGGUGGAUCACUGGGGGCAUCUGUAAGUGAAUGUGUGUGGCUGUGUGGAGCGCUGCUGUGUACCACAUACCACUAGCCUAUAUUACGAUCAUGUUUACACUUACCUUAAUGUAUUACAAAAGGAUAAUUGAGUAACGAAUUGUAGCCUUUUAGCUUCACGUGGCUGAAUUUGGUGCCUGUCAGGAAUUAUUAUUAUUAUUAUUAUUAUUAUUAUUAUUAUUAUUAUUACUAUUGACAUAAAAUUCUAUACUUGGUCACAUUACACCAAAGAACAGUAUACUGUAGGAAUUACACAUGUGUUGUCCAUUUCCAUCCAUGUUUUUUGUAAUUUCCAUCCACUUGACCUGUUUUCACUGAUUUACCCAAAAGCUUUGUGUCACAAGAUAGAGCUCUUGCACAGUCUGCGUAUAAUUAGGGAAUUCUUGUUGGGAUGACACGCGGGAUGACUCUUGUUUUAGUGUUUGCCGCUGGGAAGAGGCAAGCGCUGAAUGGUGCUGCAAGUCUAUAUGCGUAAUGUCCUGGUCUCCCAUAAGAUGAUCUCGUCUUCCUGUGUUAAACGUUCUGUUGAACGUUUUAGGAUCCCUGUCUGUGUCGUCUUUUUUUUUUUUUCUUCUCCUUCCCAUCAAAACUCUAUUAUUCCUUAAUUAGCUUGAACUAAAUGGGUACUUCGCUACUAUGGAACCUUUUUUCUUUUAAGUUUUUUUUUAUUUGACUCAUUGUAAUUACAGUGUAAUUGUCAUCAUGCUUGGGCUUUUUCAGUGAGCAUGUAAAAAGGUUCAUAAUUACUGUGAAAAGCCUGAAAGUGAGCACCUCUCACUUAAGAUGGAUUAAUUGUAUAUAGUACAUUACGGAGUGCCUUGAUGAGCAUGCUCACGCUCUGCAGUCUCAUCCCUUCUGCUCUUUCUGAUUCAUACCAGCGACUAGAAUCAUUGCUUUUUAUUUCUAGCAUUGUGUUUUUAUUUUGCUUCUGUACAUGAACAUGUUUUUCCAUGUGAAGUGUUGUCACACAUUGAAUAAGCCUUUUUCUAUGUAAAUAUGUACAUUUUCUGUGUUUUCAGCCAGCAACCUGAUUUGGAUAUUUAGUGCCCUGGUUCUGCUUAAGUGUGCUGAGUUGUACAGUUAUCAUUUUAUGGUACUUUGGACAAUAAAGACAUGUAAUAAAACAUCCUA
This is a messenger RNA of Pangasianodon hypophthalmus (striped catfish), 5892 nucleotides long. It is a transcript of the gene axin1, whose product is annotated as axin 1. The transcript has 11 exons. Bases 984 to 3527 code for a protein of 847 amino acids. The record is from RefSeq and is a predicted model, not a curated record. Gene Ontology annotation, biological process: negative regulation of canonical Wnt signaling pathway. NCBI's taxonomy places the organism in Eukaryota, Metazoa, Chordata, Actinopteri, Siluriformes, Pangasiidae.